UCUCUAUCGUCUUCACUUCAAAUCACCAUUACUCUCUCUCUUGGUAUAUCCAAUUGAUUUGCCAUGUCUUAUUCUCGGCUCCCCAACGAGAUCAUCGUCCAGUUUGUCACUCUCGUGGCCUCAUCCGACAUAGACAAUUUCGCGCGUGUCGACAGACGCACAUACGCUCUCUCCCUCGAUCGACUCAGACCAAGACAAGCUCUGAAGAAAAAUGCGAAAUUCAUAGCAGCCCGGUUCGGAGACUCGAUGAAACCUUUCAACUCUAUUUCCAGAGGACACAUGCGAAGUACGAAUCGAAUCUACGGUCCAGAUGCUUUAGUCCACCUCGAUUAUCUCGAACUCAACGGCGACUUGCAAUGGCUACAACCUAUGGAUCAGGCCACAAUAGAUUACAAUACUUGGCCGCGGUUGCCUGAUGCGGGAAUACCAAAAGAAAACUUAGAUGCGCUUGUUGAGUCGGGGAGACGUGUUGGAAUCGAGUUUCCAAAAGCGUUCCUGACACUGAUGGCAUCGACAGAGCUUAUGGAACGCAUGUUCUUGGGUGGCGACUUCUUUUAUCUUGGCCUGUCCCUCAUCAAGUGUAAGCCCGAGGACGACAAUGAUGGCGGUGGAUACGUCGUUACUUUCCUGUCCGAUCAGCAAGGGUGCGGAUACUGGGCUCUCUACGUUACUCCUAGCGGGUACCAUUGUGUGUUAAACACACGUCAAGGGAUUGAUUGCUGGAAAUGCAUGUAUUCAGACGCAGAUGGAAGGUUGGCGGGUCCAUGGGAUGAUCAUCCGAAGUAUCAGGUCUAUGAAGGAGUUCCUAUUGCGUGUGACAAGCUUGACUUUGCGUUGGCACAUCCAAACUUCGAAGCUUGGCUGGCGAUGAACUAUUUUGAUGCCUGGUGUAGGUUGACCCUGGAAGCAGGGAGGGAGUUGGCAGGUUAUCAAAGAGAAUAUCUUGAGCAUUUUGGAGGGGUCCCCAGCAAUGAAGACGAAAAUAUAGAUAUUACUACAGGAUGAAUCCGUUGCAGAGGAUGUAUCCCUUAGCGCACUAGCAUGUCAUAUAUGAGAGUCAUCGGACAGGCAUUUCAUUCAUGAAAAGCAGGAGCUUGGGCUCGAUCAAUCUCAGGACUUUUAUCAGCCAUUGUUCUGUCACAAUAGCUCACAAGCAAUUUCGAUUCAGCA
This is a messenger RNA of Mollisia scopiformis, 1170 nucleotides long. RefSeq lists its product as uncharacterized. The record is from RefSeq and is a predicted model, not a curated record. Bases 64 to 1005 code for a protein of 313 amino acids. The transcript has a single exon. NCBI's taxonomy places the organism in Eukaryota, Fungi, Ascomycota, Leotiomycetes, Helotiales, Mollisiaceae.